Molecule: messenger RNA, 1218 nt
Organism: Cornus florida
Lineage: Eukaryota; Viridiplantae; Streptophyta; Magnoliopsida; Cornales; Cornaceae
Exons: 3
Coding region: 1-1218 (405 amino acids)
Molecular function (GO): protein binding
Source: RefSeq, a predicted model, not a curated record
AUGAAUAAUUUUCCUGUGAAGGUCCACGUUCCAUUAUGUGGAGUACGUAUUGUUAAUAUUGGACCAAUGGACACAGUAUUGGAUCUGAGAAACAGAGUUCAAGAGAUAAUACGCGUAGACCUUCAAAAUGAGAGUGUGUUUUUCGAAGGUUUGUUACUUGACAACCAUCAAUAUGUCAUGUACUACAGUUUAUAUCCAUUUAGCCGGGUUGAUAUUGGCAACCAACAACCACCUGCACCUCUCCCAGUUCAUAUCGCCAACCAACAACCACCUGCACCUCUCCCAGUUCAUAUCGCCAACCAACAACCACCUGCACCUCUCCCAGUUCAUUUCGCCAACCAACAACCACCACCCUCAGCUCUCUCAGUAGUAUCUCAGAUAGAACAUCCAGUACCUGAAGAUUUCAUAGAGGAGUUUUUGUUACACUCUCCUGCUCAUGACUUUCUUGAGCAUGUCAUGGAACAUAAUUCCCAGCCUCUCCCAACGCCUUCCUCCGUCCCUCCUAAUUCAUAUUUACCUCUUAACCUGCCAAGGAUCAGCAGUUCCUCAGGAUUUGGGUGUGGCGAGACAAUGAUCAGCAGUUCCUCAGUUUUUUUGAGUGGCCAGACAAUGAUCAGCAUGUCCUCAGGAUUUGGGAGUGGCCAGUCAAUGAUCAGCAGUUCCUCAAUUUUUGGGAGUAGCCAGACAAUGAUCAGCCAGUCAAUGAUCCGCAGUUCCUCAAUUUUUGGGAGUAGCCAGACAAUGAUCAGCAGUUCCUCAGAUAUGAUCAGCAGUUCCUCAGGAUUGGUCAGUGUGGGGAACUUUAAUAUGCAGUCUUCCCUCCCUCAAAUUAUCACAACAGGAUGGGGGGGUGCCAAUAUGUCUCUUUACCAGCCUUCACGGAUCUCACAAUUGAGGGAUAUUGGGAUGCCGCAACCAAACAGUGUGAACAGUCAUCCUCCGGAUUGGAGGGGUGUUGAAAACUUUAAUGUGCAGGCUUCCCUCCCACAAGAAGCUUCCAACGCGUCUCAUUGCCAGACUUCACGGAUGCCAACGGGGGAUGUUGCAAUGCCGCAGCCAAACAUUAUGCACAAUCAUCCUCUGAAUUGGAGGGGUGUUGGUAACUUUAAUGUGCAGGCUUCCCUCCCACGGGAAGCUUCCAAUGUGUCUCAUUACCAGCGUUCACGGACACCAGAGCCAACGGGGAAUCUUGGGAUGCAGCAGCCAAACUUUGUGUAA